Molecule: messenger RNA, 7186 nt
Organism: Amoebophrya sp. A25
Lineage: Eukaryota; Dinophyceae; Syndiniales; Amoebophryaceae
Source: the annotation of a GenBank genome assembly
AGGUUCAGGAGCCUUUUUUUUUGGAGACGUAUACUAUUAAGUUGGAGGACGACGUCGCAUCUUUAAACCAUUCAGCAUAAGUCGACGUCUCCUGCUAUUUAUUGAUUUUUAUGACACUGGACGGAGAGGCAAAGCGUGCUCGUGCGGCUCAUUCGACAAAAAACUUAAACUUUUUACAUGAACAUCCAUGAAGAAAUGAACAACGGUUGGUCGUCGGCUUCAGUACAACAUGCCCCUCAUCUUCUCGUCUGCGUUUUUGGGUAACGCAAACCUGUUGCUACCGGGAUCGGCUUCCUUUUGAAGAUUGUAUAACGAAGCGACGUACUACGGUAGUGAGAAUUUUAAUAGCGACCACGGGCAUUUUCUAGUGCAGGUGGAGAUCAUGCUCCUGAUACAGCUGCAAGGCCAACAUAGUGCUGUUCAACUCGGCGGCACGAGAGAACAUGUUGUAAUGGUCCUUUCUUGGCGAACCUCGCUUCUACAAAUAACCGAACAAGCAGCAAGACGAGGACAACUACGAGGAUAGGAGAAGUGAACAGCACAUAACGACUGUUAUAACAGUAGUCAUCCACGCCAUAACGAUUAUAACACUUCUCAACACACAAAGAUGUUUGCAGAAGGCGCUAGCUUCAACGAUUUUCGGAUCGUUCAGGAGUUAGGGCGUGGCAGUUUUGGAACCGUUUAUAAAGCCAAAUGGAAGAGCAGCACAGAAGGACUCACUGGCUCCGAACCGCAAUUUUUGGUCUUGAAAAGGAUAGACUUUAAGCCAUGGCAUCAGGAGAAACACAGACAGGCUGCGAAGAAAGAGGUACAACGACGACAGAUCAUACUACAGAAUUAUGAAAACAACUUUUAGAAUAUAGUACAGAAUGAAAACAACUCUUAGGAAUAGGAUGGCUCUUCACACCCGUCGUGCUUGAUGACUUCUUUGUUCCACUCAGAAACUUUCAUACCAAGUAUCGUACUAAGGAUCUCCAUGAUCCUUAGUUGUACACAUCGACAUCCCCGGCAUACAACAUACUAGGUCCAAAUGCUAGCCAAAGUUCGUCAUCCCAAUGUGAUUCGCUAUUUUGGGAGUUUUACGUACAAAACGAGCUUCUUCAUCUGUAUGGAGUAUGCGUCUAAAGGCGAUAUGCACCAAUUUAUCCAGAAGAGACAGAGAAGGCAAGCCUAUUUGGCAGAGGAGUUGUUGUGGCGGUUUGCGGAGCAGCUUGUGAGCGCGAUUGCGUAUUCAAAGUUUUCACCUCCUCAUUUCUUGAUGUGCAUGUUGUUACACAUCAGCAAGAGCGACAUCAUCAACGAGAAAGAUGCUAAGUUAAUGACUUCAGUGGUGUCAUUGUUAGAGUUCGAUGAGUGGAGUCGUGCCAUAUUUGGGCGCGCUCCUAUUGUCUCAAGUCUCUCCACUUCCUUGGUUAUUCUUAUGCUUGUCGACGUUUCUCGUUCUCGUUAAAAAGGCGAGCAGGGUACUCUUAUCACUCGGACAGAGAUGACUGCCUUUCUUGUCGCCACACAACCUAGAAAAUCAUCUGCCGCCAUCUCUAUGAUCUCUGUCACAGACAUCACCAACCACUCCACAAUCGAAAGAAACCACUAUCAGGCACCUUCACUCGCAUAGCAUCAUUCAUCGAGACUUGAAGCCCUUAAACGUCUUCCUUGCGGAAAACGACACGGUGAAAGUUGGAGAUCUUGGCGUCUCGAAGCUCGCAGAAGAAUUCGACCAGAAUCACACUCGUGUAGGCACACCAUUGUACCUGGCGCCGGAGCAGAUAAAACAUCAAGGGUAUUUUUUGCUGGACUACAUCUAGACUUCAUGCACUACAGGGCUAGUAGUCUCCUUCUCUUCCAAUUAAUGUUGAUUGGUGAUUCGUGGAGGUCCUCUUAGGUUGAUGAGAGCUUGGAAACCUGAGAGCUUGGUGGAAAUGGAAAAGAUCAUCUUCACUCACUCCUCUCCACGACGAACAGGUAUGAUUUCAAAGUGGAUAUUUGGGCUCUUGGCUGCCUUCUGUACCUUCUCACCGCUCUCGAGCCUCCCUUUCUUAUGAACAAACGGACACGCUUGUGGAGCAGGAGGUCAAAAUUUAGGGAAAACUUAUUAGGGGGCCAUAUUGUGGCUCGUCCCUAAUUUUCCCUAAUUUUCCCUAUGUGGGAGGUUUAAGCGUGUCCGUUUGUUUCUAACUUUCAUGGGCAGAAUUUGAUACAACUUGGCAACGACAUCGUGAGACGCAAUCCACGAUCGUUGUCUCAGUCGUAUUCGCAAGAAUGGAGGACUUUGGUUUCGCAACUGUUGACAAAAAGAGCUCCAGAUAGGCCAGACAUUUUCACGGUUGAGGCAACAUUUCAAGCGAGUAUUGCAGCAGUCGUGAUGGCGGCAAGAGGUGGUGCUCAGAAUAACUUUGGACAUCAACAAGAGGAGGGUAAGAACGAUGUCACCCCCACUUCUGGCGCAGGUACUAGGGAUGGGAGAGAAAGACGUGGCUCUUCAAGGACGCCGAAAAGGAACAGUUUCGAUGCAUUUGGGAACCCUCCUGGAGGUAGUGCUUACAACUUCUGAAUAGUGAAUGCCAAAAAUACACUCUCUCACUCUCAGUGGUCUCAAUUUCAAAAAAAUAAUUCUCUACUCAGCUGCCACCUUAUAGUAAAUUGAAGAUGAAUCUUCUGUAGGCGAAUGAUUUCUUCAGACUCAUGAUCAUGGGUGCUAAGUCUACUUCUAGUACAUCAUUGAGCAAGUGGAAAUGCUACUCGACGACGCCCCAUUGAAAGUCUACACCAACUACAUCCACGCAGAUCCCGGGAUCGCCUUACAACCUGGCGGUGCACCUCCAGCGCCUACCGAUCUCCCCGAUUUUCGUGGGGGCGGUAAGAUUCGUCCUAUGUCAGCUGGUGGCCCUAGGAGAGUUCUUGGAGUUCCUGACAAUUCUACAGCACCUAUGAUGCAUGCUGGCAAUCUUGUUCACAAAAAUGGAAAUGGAGAUAGGGUGCACAACUACAGCAGACCUGCAAGUGCCGUCGCUGCUAUUGCUGGAAGAAGUAGCUCUAGGCGAAGAGCAAGCGCUGCAGCUUCAUCUUCUAGAACAAGUUGUAGGAAGAACAAUUCUCAAGAAGAGAUGGACCACGAGGAGAGUUGUAGAGAUCAACAUGAUCCUCGGGAAGUCCUUGUAGGAAGAUCUCCAUCAUCUAAUGAUCCACGUUCUAGCAGGAAAAAUAGCCGUAGUAGGUCAGGCGGUACAAUCAGACCUGCGACUGCGGGUGCUCGAGUAGAAGUUUAUUCCGGUGCCGGUGGAGCUGGCCAAAUUCAUCCGGCCAAUGGGGUGACUGUGUCAACGGUUUGGUUAAGGGUAGGCAGCUAAAGGUGCUUUUGUUACCGAAGUUUGUUAUGCCUCUCGCCCUUAGGUGGGGACAGCCAUAACAAACGGGAUAAACGAACACCAAAAACCUCCCUCUAAUUUGGAAACAGCAAGGGCAACAUGCUCCUCUUCAAGAUAUUAAUGCUAAAAAUCUGCUACUAGAUGUAAACCAAGAAAGUUCUGCGGUAUCGAGGUCCUCCUCCAACAGCCACGCAAAUAAGAAGCGACCAAGCAGCAGUGGCGGAAUCCUUGUAGUUGGCGGAUCGUCUUCGUCAACCGCUCCACCUACAACUGCAGCAGCAGCAGCAGCAGCAGCUGUUGUGCAACAACCUGAACGAGGACCAGAAGAUGACCACGAUGAGCAUCAGGAACAUCUCUACGAUGAAGGCAACCACGGACCGAGAGGUGGUGUGACUUGGAUGAAGCAAAAGAACGAGAGCAAAGAUGCUCGCGGAGGAGGAGUUCAACUACAACAACUACUAGACAGUAGCUCUACCAAGAACAUCACGAAGAAUAGGAGAGCAGGAGAACAAGUCGUCCGACCUGUAAGUGCACCAUCAAUACGCAGAAAUCUGAAUCCGGGUGACGGGCUGCAUCGUGAGGAGCAUCCUCAGUAUGCAGCUGUGAUGAGACGUGCAAAUCCUGGAGGAAGCAGGAGGCAUAGACAUGAUCAGCAUCUUAGGAGCGAGCAAGAGGAGCAUAAGAACUAUGGGAGAGAAGAGGGCGAGGAUAGAGUUGUAGACCAUGGGUAUAAUUAUACUAGCUACGAUCAUGAUGUUGCUGUUGACCCUGCUGACCGUGCAGGAGGACAGACGUCGUCGAGAAGUCCUCAAGAAAAGCAUCAUAAUAUUGAGGAUGACGAUGAACUUCAUCAAGCAGAAAACGAAAUUAGAGGACCUUCACGAAGUCGGAGAGUAGACAGUAGAGACAGAGACACUCGUGGAUCCGGAGCUACCUAUUCACGAAGAAUUUCUGCUCCCACACCAAGAAGCCCACUUUGCAGUACCCUAGAUGCAGAAGUGGACAAUUACAUCAUCGAGGACGAUGAUAUCGAAGAUACGCUAAGACCACCACAUGAAAAUGUGGUUUUGGUUAGUUAUGACAGGGACUUUGGGGUUUAGAUAGCGUUGCAAUAAUGUGAGGAAUAUUCACCUCCUUCAUGUUCAUCGAAUAGGGUAGUUUAUUCUUCUCUGUACAACGAACUAGGCUUCUUCUCCCACUCGUUCUAACCUGCUACACAGCCACAGAAGACAGCAGGUGGACUUAGGCGACCCUCACGAGCUGGAUUCAGAAGUCGGGGAACAGAGGUUGCACCAGCAGUUGAUGAAGAUGAGGACCAACUGCAGCAGCAGGAUCGCAAUGAUCUGCAGCAGCAGCACGAUCACAAUGAUCUUCAUGGACACCAGCAUUAUUCCACUACAUCUUCUGCUCGAAACCACUCUACCUCCACCUCGAAACAGAGAAAUGCUUUCAGUAUCAGUGCAAGACCUCCUGGAUACAGCUCUGAUCAUCAUGCUCAGCAAGGACAGCACUAUCCGACGUCGAAUCCAGCAGACACUGUCGUGUUCAGAAGUCGCCCUCCUCCUUUAACUUCGCAGCUACAUCAAAAUGCACAGAUCCGAACAAGCAUUUUCACGAGGCCAGGAAGCGCGAAAGUGCCGUCUAGUGCUGUUGUUGUACUUGGCAGUAGUUCUUCUAUCGCAGGGGGAGGAGCAGCAGCCGCACACCAGCAUCAGAGUGCGCCUCUGAGAUCAACAGAAACAACACCGAAAAAACAACAGCACCACCUAGUAGGAGGAGGCGGUGACUCACUAGUACAAUCAACACAGCAACAACCUCCACCUUCUUCUGCAACAUCUUUAUCACAGCAACAGCGAAUGAAGCAGAAAAUAGUGGGAACAAGCGGGGGAGGUGGUUUUCGAGGGACGAUCAUGGUAGACUCAGACUCGUUAAUGCAGAGCGCGAGUACAACGGCAACAACCGUAGGGACAGUAGGGACCUCAACAACUACUGCAGCAGCAGCGUCUCUAGCAACUGGUGGCAAUCAUCUUUUUUAUCCACAACCACCUCAGCAUAGCUCUGGAGCUGAGAUGUAUAGUACAUCAAGAUCAACGAGUGGUGCAAGAGUUGUAGAACAAUGCCAAAAUAUUAAAGGACCAGGUGGAGCUGCAAAUCCGCCAAGACGACGGGCGCCAGCAGCUGCUUGUGCUGAAGUCAACAUAGCUGGUGACGACGAGUUAUUUAUCGUCGAGGACUUGGAUCUGACCGAGAACCCCAUAGACUUCAUAACAUCUUCUCAAGCACCUGGAUCAGGUUCAGGUGGUCAACAUCCUGGAGGUAGAAACAGUGUUUCCGUUACUAGUCCUAACCAAAAGCAACAUGUGCGUUCUUCUAUCUCUAGUGCUAGCAGCCAUUCGGGAGUUCUUGUACAACUUCCGACAUCAUCUUCCAGCACCUCGUGUGCUCCUACUCGUACUCCCUAUGGUGCACCGAGUGGCAUCGGAGGCGCCUCUGCCUCCUCGUCCUCUCAGAACUACAAUCGGCGAGCUUAUAUGCGGUAUCCACUGAGGCCUUGGACUCCACCACCUGGGUCGGCAUUAGCAACACCAACUGCGUCGAAGCAAAUGGGGAUGAAGCAACCACCUUCUUCUACUGCCACGUUUGGAAGUAGUAGGGGUGCUGUAGUACGUGCGGGGGCCCCGACUCCUUCUUCUAGAAGUACAAAUCAGCACAACGAGCAGGAGGAGCGUCCUCGUGAGCAUCAUGAAACAAGUAAACAGGAAAAUACAACUACAUCAAGUACCAGCAAGACUCCGAAAGCGACGUCCUCCGCUACUUCUUUGAACAACAAGUCAGCUGCGAAACUCGCGGAACAAAUUCGUGGGCAGCUCGUUCAACAGCACCAGCAGAUGGAAGCUAUCCAGCAACAACAUCGUCGGCCAUGGUCCUCCUCCUCAACGGUUUCGUCAAAUUCUAAGAGCCAUUCUUCAAUGAACAGCAAUUUGAACAACAAGGUCGUUCCCGUCUCUGGAGGCAUCUUUAGAGUGGAGACAAUAGGAGUAGGAGAAGAUGGAAAUGCCUGCUUUUCUGGUAUCCCUAGGCCAUCGACGUCGCGAGGAGGAGGGAAAGCUAGAUUGAGUAUUCAUGAUCUGUGAGAUGAUGAAGAUUGUUGUACUACAACGUUACAACAAUAGUUGUAGAACGGGCCAUACCCAUAGUUGUAGAAGAAAUACUUUUUCAUCACAAAUAAAUCUUUUGCAAGAACAUGAUAACGCAAAUGCACUUGCUCAACUAGUUGUUGUACGAUAAGAUAAACAAGUCCUUCUUCUCGACGUAAACGAAAACCUCUAACGCAGAUAAAAUUAUCAACGUCAAAUAAAAUGCACAGCCUGAUCAUGAAGGUGCCAAUUUUUCUAGUCCUGAAUGUGCUUUUUUUAGUCUCGACACCUGCAGUCGGAAACACAAUAAGGCAAAAAAUCAAUACGGUCAACAAGAAUCACGAAUCAACAAAAGUCUACUUUUAGUCCAUUUUCACAGAGCUAGUAGAAUUUCUUGUAAUAUUUUUCCGUUAAUAUUACUGCUCCACCACAGACGCAGAGGCUGUCCUGAACAGAAUUGAACAGAACAGGAAACUUUCAUCUUUGAGGGCUUGCAUUUUUUUCGUGAUUUUUGAGCUCAACGCGAAGAAGAGUGAAUUUGAAUCCAACACCAUCAGCAGAAAUGCCUGUGCUAGCUACGACCACGGUCUGUCUCAUUUCUCAAGAAGAAUACAGUCAUUUUUUCUUUCGCCAAAUUCACGCAACCACCCAAGUUCAUCUAUGAAAAACAACUUCCUAGUACAU